UUACCGCAGUGCCGGGGGGGGCAGAUUUUGGGUCUCUGUGGAAGGUGAGGAUCCCCCCAUGGAGGACGGUCCACGACUGACUCCAGUUCUUCCUGUGGACAACAACAAAUCCACAACAAGACAACGUGAAGAGACUCCCAGAAUAAUUUCAGGAAUGACUUCUGGAAUAACUUCUGGAAUAACAUCUGGAAUGACAUCUGGAAUAACGUCUGGAAUAACAACUGGAAUAACAUCUAGAUUAACAUCUGGAAUACACUGCAGCCUCACCUGAUCUUCUUGCCGUUAUCGACUACUUUGGUCUUAUUCAUGAUCCCUGCUUUCUCCAGCAGAUGGCACUGUGGACACAGAGACAGGCUGCAGUAUUUCUGCUGAGUCGUGGUGAGCCAGCAGCUCGUUCUGCAGCCUGAGAGUCCGGCAGAGGAGACCACAGCUCCCACAAUCCCGCGCUGCAGCCCGGACCGUCUGCUGUCCUGCAGCAAACCCCGUGGAACUGUGGGAGACGUAGUCCUGUCUGACCGGCUGCUUGAAGCAGAGAGAGACAUGACAUCCUUCACAGAGAGACAAAGAAACUGCUGAGUCAUGUCUGCUAGCCUGGAUGAGACAGACUGCGUGUUUGUGUGUGUUGGUGUUUCAGACCUGAACGAGGUCCCAGAGACGGAGCUGCUGGAUAACAGCAUCCAGAAGGGCCGUGCCCAGCUGUCCGUCAAAGCCCGGCGGCAGAGACCCUCUCGGUCCCGGUACCGGGACAGUGUGAGCUCCACGGAGGGGGACGAAAGUCUUGAGGGGAAGGAGAGUCCUUUACACUCCACUUGCUCACCUCUCCACCUGGCUGUGCGAGGUUCCUCCCCCUCUCCUGAUUCGCUGCUGUCUGCUCGAAGCCCCGCCUUCUCCUUCGAUGCAUCGCUGGUGCGCCGCUCCCCGGAACAUGAAGGUGCCUCAUUGGCUACCCCACCGCGGGGGCGGUAUCGUCAGUUGACCAAUGCCACGUCUCAAGAGGCGCUGGUGACGCCCAGCAGCCCUCCCUCCUCCAGGUCUUGCCCCCCCACAGACUGCCCACGGGUUUACAUGAGGAGGAGCAGGAGACCCGACAGCGAAGUGUUGGUUUCUGACUCGAGUCGGGACACGAGUCCAGGUGAUCCCGGCAGUCCGACCGUCGUCUUUGACAAGAAAACCAAGAGACGCUUCCUGGACCUCGGGGUGACGCUGCGGCGCUCCUAUAUCCGGGUCAGGAAGGACAAGCCCAGCCGUCUGUCCGUGGGCAGCAGGGAUCCCUCUGAAAGCCCCUCUCGCUCCUCGUCGUUUGUCCCCUUCUCCUGGUUUUCUGAAGGAAGGGGCUCUCUCACCUCCUCCGGAACGCCCCCCACCUCCCCCAAAGCCCCCCAACCCACAUCCCCCCGACCCCACAGGGCUCAGUCACAGGAGUCGGCUCUCAGUGAGGAUUUCUCUCCUCCUGCAGACUCCUGCCGGUCCUCACACCCAUACCAGACCUUGUCCUCCGACGAGCCUGCAGAUGAGACUUCCUGUCCUGCUUCCUCCUGGACGUGUCAGCAGGUCUGUGAUUGGCUGAGAGGGCUCCACAUGGAGCAGUAUGUCCCAGAAUUCAGUGCGGGAGAUGUGGACGGAGAGCAGCUGCUGCAUAUGGACAGCAACAAGCUGAAGGCUCUGGGCGUGCUCAGUUCGUCCCACCGCAGUGCUCUGAAGCGUCGCAUCAAAGAUCUUCUCUCUGCAGCCGAGAAGGAGAGGAAAGCUCUGAGACAGAAAGAGAAGCAACGAAGAAGAGACAACGAGACCCACAGGAACUGACCUCUGACAGACCUCUGAGUGACCUCUGACCCCUGACUAACCUCCGACCGACCUCUGACUGACCUCUGACUGACAUUUGACCUCCACAAUAAAGCGAGAUAAAUGAGCAUUUCAAUAAAUAAAUCUGUUAAAAUC
This is a messenger RNA of Eleginops maclovinus (Patagonian blennie), 1938 nucleotides long. It is a transcript of the gene samd14, whose product is annotated as sterile alpha motif domain containing 14. The transcript is spliced from 12 exons. Gene Ontology annotation, cellular component: dendrite; postsynaptic density; actin cytoskeleton. Lineage: Eukaryota; Metazoa; Chordata; Actinopteri; Perciformes; Eleginopidae. Gene Ontology annotation, biological process: calcium-mediated signaling; neuron projection development; actin filament organization. The record is from RefSeq and is a predicted model, not a curated record. The coding region runs from base 580 to 1803 and encodes 407 amino acids. Gene Ontology annotation, molecular function: actin filament binding.